Messenger RNA from Penicillium brasilianum, 2792 nucleotides. The record is from the annotation of a GenBank genome assembly. NCBI's taxonomy places the organism in Eukaryota, Fungi, Ascomycota, Eurotiomycetes, Eurotiales, Aspergillaceae.
UCACCUUUCUCCCACUGUCUGGACAUUUCAAUCAUUGGGCGCUCUGCUUCUGGUUUCCAGACGGUGUUACCUGACGUGUCAUUCUACGGCUGUGUCUUAUGUCCACCACUCAGAACCUUCACCAUAUUCCGUAUUUAUAUAUACGAUGGCAUGACCUGGCCAGUCCAGGGUGAAGAUGUUACACAUGCGCAUACAAAUGGAUCAACCUUGUGAAGAAAGCAGCGACCCCCUCAUCAACACGCACAUCGACUGAUCGUUCUACUCGAACGAAAAACUUGCUUUAAUAACUUCGAAUUACCUUGUUCUGACCCCGUUGUCAUGAUCAGCAUAAUUUACUGGGCUCCAGCAAGCAUGUGAACCCUCCAUUCGAUACAUUGCUACACAAGUUUCAGGGUGGUCCAGUCCCACAAUCCAAGAAGAAAAUAUGUCAAGGUUGCCUAGGCCGAGGCAGUGUAAGGCGAGUCAGCUUGCAGACAUAAGGCCGCCACGUAUGAAGAAGCUGUCACAGACCCUGUACCUGCGGACGAGUGCUUCUUCAUAAAUCCAGGCUACCACUAUUAGGGAUAGCAAUGUAGCUACCCUAUAUAAGACGUCGAUCUCCUACAGCCACUGCUCUCUUGCAUGCCAAGAAAGCUUUUUCAAAUCGCCUUGGUAUUCGAAGUAUCACAAGAACUAUGGAAACAGCAAAGGAAAACGGCGAAUCAAAGACAGAUGUGCUCAUUAUUGGCGCAGGACCAUCGGGUCUCAUGGCAGCGUAUUGGAUGGCUCGCUGCGGCAUCCAGGCUCGCAUUGUGGACAAGCGGGGGACGAAAGUGUUCACGGGCCAAGCUGAUGGCUUACGCGUGAGGACCCUCGAGCUAUUUGACAGCAUGGGGUUUCAGCAUCGUGUUCAACAGGAGGGUCAUGUAGCUGUUGAAGCUAACUUUUGGGUUCCCGACGGGAAAGGAAACCUCGUUCGGCAAGGUCCACACUGCAGCUCCAAAGCCAACGAGUCACCCUUCCGCAAUAUGCUCCUGAACCAAGGCCGCAUCGAGCGAUUUCUGUUAGACAGUAUUCAAAACCACUCCGACCUUCAAGUUGAGCGGGGUGUGAUUGCAGAAACGUUUGAAUACGACGAGCAGAUGAACGACGAUCCAAAUAGCUAUCCGAUUACCGUCAAGCUACGAACGUUGAGUGGCGAAGAAGCAAAUGGUCCGAGUCUUCGAGUGAAUGAAACGAACCAAACCACCGUAGCCAGUGGAGUGACUCGAGGCAAUCUACUCAUGGAUGACUGGAACGAGCUGGUUGAAAAUAGUAGAGCCAAGGAGACUAAAACGGAGAUCGUAAAGGCCAAAUAUCUGAUUGGCUGUGAUGGGGCACAUAGUUGGACGAGAAAGCAGGUAAACAUCCCCUUGGAGGGUUCAACUACAGAUCAUGUUUGGGGUGUGAUUGAUGUGAUCCCAAUAAGCGACUUUCCGGAUAUCCGUCGCCUGGGGACUGUGACCCAUGCGUCGGGUACCAUCCUUGUUAUUCCUCGGGAACGGAGCAUGGUCCGUUUAUAUGUUCCAGUUCAGACAAUAGAAGAAGUCACCACCAGUGAAGGUCGCUUUGAUCGCUCGAAAAUCACACUGGAGAUCAUCAAGCGGCGAGUCCAAGCAAUCUUCGCUCCCUAUACUUUCGAUUUCCAGAUCUGUGACUGGUGGGCUGCAUACCAGAUUGGACAACGGAUUGCGCCAGCUUUCUCCAAAGGAAACAGAAUCUUCCUCGCUGGAGAUGCAGUCCAUACACAUUCGCCUAAGGUGGGCCUAGGAAUGAACAUGAGUAUGCAAGAUGGCUUCAACAUAGGCUGGAAGGUAGCUCUGGUGGCAAGUGGCGUUGCGCAGCCGUCGAUUCUUAGUACCUAUGAUGCAGAAAGGCAUCGGCUGGCCGAGAUGCUGCUCGACUUCGAUCGGCAUUGGUCCGGGCUGUUCACUGAAGGUGAUGAAGAGAGCAAAACCCAAAGCAUGAUCAAAGUCGUUGAACUAUUUGAAGAUUUUGCAGAUGGACGCAAGUCAUUUUAUGGUGCUAGUGAGCUGGUCUGGAAACCCGAAAAUGACGGGGACCAGCCUACAGCUCGGCAUUUGAUCCCCGGAGAGCGUUUCCCACCAGUCAAGCUGCGUAUGCAAGCAGAUGGCAACCUCAGAUGGACAACAAGGCUUCUAGAAAGUGACGGGCGAUUCCGAGUGGUGAUUCUGGCCGGUGAUAUGCGGGCAGCGACUCAGAAAGAUCGCGUUCUGGCAUUGGCACGAAAUCUUUCUGGAGGUAAUGACAAUGAGUUGUCGGUCUUUGACCGUUAUACUCCUCUCGCGGGCCGUUUCGAUUGUGCAAUCGACGUGAUAGCCAUACAUAGUGCGCCUUGGACCCAAGUGGAGUUCUUUGACUUCCCAAAGAUUCUGCGCCCGUUUGAUCCAGUUCGAGGCUGGAACUAUGAUAAAAUUUGGUGUGAUGAUGCUUGCAUAUGGGAUAGGGAUUGUGAUGGCAAGGGGUAUGAACGAUGGGAGGUGGAUCGAAUGCGAGGCGCAAUGGUGGUCGUUCGUCCCGAUCAAUAUAUCGGGUGGGUUGGGGAGCUUGAAGAGGUGGAUGAAUUGACUCGUUAUUUGGAUGGAGUUUUGAUCAGAAAGACAGCCAAUAAUUGCCCGCACUAGGCUUUACUGGUGAUGGUCAUCUCAAGAAAGACUUAGUUCCAUAUGUCACCGUCUAUGAUAGAAUUACAUCUAAAAUCCGAUGACUUGUGAAAUCGACGCGAAAAUGACAGCCUCUGGAGCCAGACACGG